This is a messenger RNA of Acinonyx jubatus (cheetah), 3232 nucleotides long. RefSeq names its product transmembrane 9 superfamily member 3 (gene TM9SF3). Gene Ontology annotation, cellular component: membrane. NCBI's taxonomy places the organism in Eukaryota, Metazoa, Chordata, Mammalia, Carnivora, Felidae. The record is from RefSeq and is a predicted model, not a curated record. Gene Ontology annotation, biological process: protein localization to membrane. The coding region runs from base 191 to 1957 and encodes 588 amino acids. The transcript is spliced from 15 exons.
CGCCGGGGGGCGGGGGAGGCUCGGGAGCGGGCGGUGACGGCGGCGGCGCGGAGGAGCCAGCGGCUGGGCCCGGGCCCCGUGCGUCUGUCCGCGCCCCGUGGAUGCUAAUCGGCCGCGGCGAAGGCGGAGGCGGCGGCGGCGGAGGAGGAGGAGUCGGUGGGCCGGCGCCGGGCCGGUGGGAGCGCGGAGGAUGAGGCCGCUGCCGGGCGCUCCCGGCGUGGCGGCGGCCGCCGCGCUGUUGCUGCUGCUGUUGCUGCCCCGGGCCCGGGCGGACGAGCACGAGCACACGUAUCAUGAUAAAGAGGAAGUUGUCUUAUGGAUGAAUACUGUUGGGCCCUACCAUAAUCGCCAAGAGACAUAUAAGUACUUUUCACUUCCAUUUUGUGUGGGGUCAAAAAAAAGUAUCAGUCAUUACCAUGAAACUCUGGGAGAAGCACUUCAAGGAGUUGAAUUGGAAUUUAGUGGUCUGGAUAUUAAAUUCAAAGAUGAUGUGAUGCCAGCCACUUACUGUGAAAUUGACUUAGAUAAAGAAAAGAGAGAUGCAUUUGUGUAUGCUAUUAAAAAUCACUACUGGUACCAGAUGUACAUAGAUGACUUACCAAUAUGGGGUAUUGUUGGUGAAGCAGAUGAAAAUGGAGAAGAUUACUAUCUUUGGACCUACAAAAAACUUGAAAUAGGUUUUAAUGGAAAUCGAAUUGUUGAUGUUAAUCUAACUAGUGAAGGAAAGGUGAAACUUGUUCCCAAUACUAAAAUCCAGAUGUCAUAUUCAGUCAAGUGGAAAAAGUCAGAUGUAAAAUUUGAGGAUCGAUUUGACAAAUAUCUUGAUCCAUCCUUUUUUCAACACAGGAUUCAUUGGUUCUCAAUUUUCAACUCUUUCAUGAUGGUUAUCUUCUUGGUGGGCUUAGUUUCAAUGAUUUUAAUGAGAACUCUAAGAAAAGAUUAUGCCAGGUACAGUAAAGAAGAAGAAAUGGAUGAUAUGGAUAGAGACCUAGGAGAUGAGUAUGGAUGGAAGCAGGUACAUGGAGACGUAUUUAGGCCAUCAAGUCACCCACUGAUCUUUUCUUCUCUCAUUGGUUCUGGAUGUCAGAUAUUUGCCGUGUCUCUUAUUGUUAUUAUUGUUGCAAUGAUAGAAGAUUUAUAUACAGAGAGGGGAUCAAUGCUCAGUACAGCCAUAUUUGUCUAUGCUGCUACAUCUCCAGUGAAUGGUUAUUUUGGAGGAAGUUUAUAUGCCAGACAAGGAGGAAGGAGAUGGAUAAAGCAGAUGUUUAUUGGGGCAUUUCUUAUCCCAGCUAUGGUGUGUGGCACUGCCUUCUUCAUCAAUUUUAUAGCCAUUUAUUACCAUGCUUCAAGAGCCAUUCCUUUUGGAACAAUGGUGGCUGUUUGUUGCAUCUGUUUUUUCGUUAUUCUUCCUCUAAAUCUUGUUGGUACAAUACUUGGCCGAAAUCUGUCAGGUCAGCCCAACUUUCCUUGUCGUGUCAAUGCUGUGCCUCGUCCCAUACCGGAGAAAAAAUGGUUCAUGGAGCCUGCAGUUAUUGUUUGCCUGGGAGGAAUUUUACCUUUUGGCUCAAUCUUUAUUGAAAUGUAUUUCAUCUUCACAUCUUUCUGGGCAUAUAAGAUCUAUUAUGUCUAUGGCUUCAUGAUGCUGGUGCUGGUCAUCCUGUGCAUUGUGACCGUCUGUGUGACCAUCGUGUGCACAUACUUUCUACUAAAUGCAGAGGAUUACAGGUGGCAAUGGACAAGUUUUCUCUCUGCUGCAUCAACUGCAAUCUAUGUUUACAUGUAUUCCUUUUACUACUAUUUUUUCAAAACAAAGAUGUAUGGCUUAUUUCAGACAUCGUUUUACUUUGGAUAUAUGGCGGUAUUUAGCACAGCCUUGGGGAUAAUGUGUGGAGCAAUUGGUUACAUGGGAACAAGUGCCUUUGUCCGAAAAAUCUAUACUAAUGUGAAAAUUGACUAGAGACCCAAGAAAACCUGGAACUUCGGAUCAAUCUCUCUUUCAUGGGGUGGGACUUGCACAGCAAAAAAAGCGCAAGAAGAGAUUUGGGCUUUCACACUGGGUACUUUGUGGGUCUCUCUUUCGUGGAUGGCUUAACGUAACAUCUGUUUCCAUUGAUCCUAGGUUCUUACUGACUGCUUUCUCCAACUGUUCACAGCAAAUGCUUGGAUUUUAUGCAGUAGGCAUUACUACAGUACAUGGCUAAUCUUCCCAAAAACUAGCUUAUUAAAGAUGAAAUAGACCAGCUCUCUUCAGUGAAGAGGACAAAUAGUUUAUUUAAAGCAUUUGUUCCAAUAAAAUAAAUAGAGGGAAACUUGGAUGCUAAAAUUACAUGAAUAGAAUCUUCCUGGCACUUAGUGUUUCUACAUUAUUGAAAAAUGAUGUUCCAGAAAGAUUACUCUUUUCUCUUAUUUUUACUGUCAUCGUCAAUCUGUUGUGGGACAUUUUUAUAUAUUGAAUCUGGGUUCUUUUUUGACCUGUUUUUUUUCCCCUCAAUUCAACUGCAUCAUUUUUUUUAAAAGAGAAAAUUAAGAAAUAUUAAAUCCUGCAUGUAAUAUAUCCGCUGUCAUCUUAGUUGGACCAACUUCCCAUUUAUUUAUCUUAAAACUUCAAUUCAUUCUUAAUUCCAUCCAAAGAAGAUACAGUCUGAAGAUAGAGGUGUACUCUCUACAAUGCAAUUUACUGUACAGUUAGAAAGCAAAGUGUUAAAUGGAGAAGAUAUUUGUUUUUAUUAAACAUUUUGAGAUUUAGAUAAACUACAUUUUAACUGAAUGUCUAAAGUGAUUAUCUUUUUCCUUCCCCCAGGUUAGUCUUACAUCUUUUUUGGGUUUGAAUGAAGGUUUUACAUAAGAAAUUAUUAAAAACGAGGGGGGUGGGUAAUAAAUGUAUAUAACAUUAAAUAAUGUAUCGUAGGUGUAGAUUCUCAAAUGCAUUUGGAUGUACAGAUUGACUACGGAGUACUUUUUUCUGAUGAUGAUUGGUGUAGAAAUGUGUGAAUUUGGGUGGCUUUUUACAUCUUGCCUACCACUGCAUGAAACAUUGGGGUUCCUUCAAAAUGUGUGUGUCAUACUUCCUUUGGGAGGGGGGAUUGUUUUCUUCUGUUUCUUUUCUGAGACUCCUACAGGAGCUAAAUUUGUAAUUUAGAAACAUUUAAUUUUGUUAAUCCUGUCUGGGGCACUUAAGUAACAUCUAAAGCAUUACUGCUUUAGAGUGUUAAAAUAAACUUUCCUGACCAAA